CUUUUUGGAAGGAAUUGAAGUGGCGUAUUUUUUUCUGAUUCGCCAACAUCUGAUAUUUGAAACCCUAGGAGAAAUUACUAGAACUAAAACAUUUUCGAUUAUAAAUUGUUUUUUUUUUUUAAUAAUAAAAAAGCUGCAAGUUCUUUAAAAAUAUUUUGUUUAAUGACACCAAAUUUUCAAAAGUAAGAAAUUUUUGCGAUGUCAUGGUUCUUGAAUGUUUUUGUAUUAUCCUAACCCCUUUCGGUUGAUUAAGAAUCAACAUGAAAACAUUCUACUCUAGUUAUUUUCUAGAACAAAAUGACAAGCGUAGUUUAGAUGGCGUUUACGCUGGCAUAAAUAGCAGCCAUUAAUCAAACAACUCUUUAGAGUCGAUUUUUUAAUUGAGUCCGCUUAUUCGUUUCUUUGUCCGAAAAAAUGAAGAUUAGUGCUUCCAGUCUACUUAUCGCAAUCGCUGGAUUCCUGCAGGAAUCAAAGUGCAUGCUUCCCCCGACUACUUCUACUUCUAGUGCAGGUACACAGUAUGGUCGCAUUGUGGUUUCAUUUUAUGGUAACAAAGACUAUAAGCCUAGUUUGUACCAGCCCCAGGGUGAACCUGACUGGUUGAAGAAUAAACCAACUAAGAAUUUUCCAUUGUAUGAGGUUUUUGUAAAUACACAUCGAUAUGGUGAUUAUAUGGCUGCAUUCUGGGAUCAAAAAAAGAGCGGUUAUACUCCGUUAACAUUUGAAAUCAUGCUUCCAAUUAAGAUCGAAGGAGUGAUCCGAGAGAAGGUCCUUAAGCGCGGUAUGCAGCCUUUCAAAGAUUACACUCCCGGGUCGUUUCAAAGAUCCAGCGAAAAUGUAUAUGUAGCCAUACAAGGAAAAACCAUAAUCAAAUAUGCACCGAUAAAACAAGAGGAAAAGGAAGAACCAGCAGAAGCAAAAAAACGAAACCUGAAAACGAGGGAUGGAUUCGACACGGACCCCUCUGCAACAAAAAAACGGUGGACACAAACAAGCCAAUAAUUUCGUUCAUGAUAUUUGUAUACUUUUUAAUUCCACCUAAAGAUUCUACUAUUUCUUCCAAUAGUAACCGUGAAACUCUGCGAAUGUACAAAUUUUAUAUAUAUUAUAUAAAAAUCCCGUGUCACGAUGUUUGUCACCACUAAACUCUGAAACUACUCUACCGAUCUUGAUGAAAUUUUGUAUAA
Messenger RNA from Belonocnema kinseyi, 1187 nucleotides. RefSeq lists its product as uncharacterized. The transcript is spliced from 2 exons. Lineage: Eukaryota; Metazoa; Arthropoda; Insecta; Hymenoptera; Cynipidae. The record is from RefSeq and is a predicted model, not a curated record. The coding region runs from base 415 to 1002 and encodes 195 amino acids.